CCGAUAACAUCCGUUUUACCCGGACAUUUUAUUUAUUUUCAGUUCUGUAAGAUGAAUACUAAAGUGGUAUUUUGUUAAUUGUGUAUAAGUUACGAAAAUGGCGUGGGAAAACCAAGGUCCCCCUCUUCCUCCGUACUCCUUACGUCUCCUAGCUCCUCCAGUGAAGCUUAUGACUGCCUUCAUGUGGCAAAUAGCGCAGCAACACAGUGUGAUGCACUAUGACAAGCUGGUGGACUUCAUCAGUUUGGCGACAGAGAUCGUGCCAGAACUCCUCAAUCCCAGACAGAGAGCUGAGCUCAUCCUGGGCCUGAGAGCAAGGCUGGUUCUGGAGUUGUGUCGUGGUGAUAGCAUCACUAGUCUGCAGACCAUUCAGAGCCACCUGGAUAAAAUCCACGCCUGGAAUGCUGAACUGAGCUCCAAUGACCAGAUGGCCAGUAGUGAUUUACUGAAGACCUCUUACACUAACUUUGCCAGCCUGGUUGAGAACCUUGUUAAUGUUCCUUUUGAAAAGGAGUUCUUCUUCCAGGAGGUUUUUCCUGCAAACUACGGCUCUGCCUAUGACCAGAGGCUGCAGCAGCUGGUGUCUGAGUUCCUGUCCAGGCUGGAGCAGCUGCUGCCCGUACCCGACCUGCAACAGACAGCAGCAUGGCUCCCUGAAACACCUUCUGUGUUAGAGGAAUUUGGACAGCAUCUGUCUGAACCCUUUGCCCUGAGGGCUCUGCUGCAUCAUCAUAAACAGCUGGGGACUCUCGGCUCAGCUGUUUCAAGCAGUGAGGAAGAUAUCAUUUUGUCCACACUGGCCCUUCCUUCUCAAACUGGAGUGGGGAAGUUUAUUGAGUCAUACAGUGCUGAUAAUUAUGAAAGUGAAGAAGAGUAUGUGGCAUUGAAGGAUUUAGAAGAAGAAGACUUGAAUCAAAGUUCAGAUGUCAUCGCAGAUGAUUGGUUGCCAAAAAAAGAAUCAGGUCCCAUGUCAUGUUUAUUCAGCUGCUCUCAGUGUUCCUUCAGUCACCAUAUAAAGAGGAAGGUCCAAGAGCACGUCCAGAGUGAGCACUGCACAGCAACUGCCAUUCAGAAAAUGUUGUAUAUGAAAAAAGCCAGCACAAAGACCCAGCAGAAAAAUAAAGACCUUAACGCUGAAAAGAAGAACGUAGACGGCGGCCCAGAGAAAAAGAGGAAAAGCAAAAAAAAAGACAAUGUUGAAAAAAAGCAUGAAUGUAAGCAGAAGAAGAACAACAUAGAAAACAAGAAACAGCGCAGAUGGAAAGAGCCCACGGGGGAAGACAAAAGGUUUCUGAGCACACGACCUGUGAACAAAAACUUCAGAGCAGAAGAAACCAAAUGUCUGAAGUGUGGGAAGAUUUUUGAACAUCCAAAUCAGCUCAAGGCUCACAUGAAGCUCCACAACUUCCGGUACUCCUGCAGCCAAUGUGAGAAGGGAUUCACGAGCCAGUCGGGCUAUUAUCAGCACCAGAGAGUCCACAAGAGAGGACGAAUCUUCAUCUGCAGCCAGUGCAAGAAGGGGUUCCUGUGUAACUAUUCGCUCAAGCAGCAUGAGCGCCUGCAUGAAGGCCCCUCCCAUCUGUGUACUGUCUGUGGGAAAAGUUUCAGCAAAGCGGGCAUCACAAGACACAUGCAGAUGCACAGAGGCGAGAAAAAUUUCCUGUGCACCAUAUGCGGGAAGUCGUUCUUGUCUUCUGGGGAGCUGCUGGUGCACAGUCGGUCUCACACAGGCGAGUUGCCUUACACAUGCACCUGCUGUGGGAAGGGUUUCUCCAGUAAGGGUCACCUUAACGUCCACAUGCGCUCUCAUACAGGGGAGCGUCCGUACCUGUGCUUAGAGUGCCCGAAGCGUUUUCUCACACUGAACUGCCUGAAGAGACACAUGCUCAGCCACAAUGGGGUGAAACCAUUUAAAUGUCCAUGUUGUGAGAGAGAAUUCUCUCAGAAGGGGAAUCUGAAUAGACAUUUGGCAACUCAUAAACCUGACACAUAAUGUGUAGCUUUAGUUGUCUGAAAUCAUCAUUUAGUCAAGUAUAAUACAGGUUCCUUUGAAAAUGUUUAGAAUACUGUAACUCGAAAGCCCUUGUAUAUAAAUAUUUCAUUUUUCUUUUGCAAUGAUGUGGUCUUAGAUCUCAAUCAAAGCAAAUUUCUUUAAUAGCAACACUUGUAAGAAGUAAAUUUGAAAUAGUUCAUGUUUGUCUUCAUUAUAUGCUGUUUUCAAAUCUUUUUCAAAAAUUCUGCCUGAAAAUAUCUCAUAAGUCAGAGUUUGUAGCAAAAUGGCUGUGUGGCUACCCCCACACACUGCUUUAAUUUGUACAUAAGAAAAGUUGUAAGGGACGAACAAUGGUUGCUUGAAGUUAUGCAGUCUUAAAAUCCCGUGGCUCACAGUUGAAUUGUUUAACUUUGCUAUUAUGAAUUUAUAACCCUGAUACAAGCUUACUGCAUUUGAAUAAUGGCUAAAAAUGUAAUGGUAGCAUAUAAUUUUUAUAUCAGAAUUGGUUUCUCCCAAGCAAGUGUGAGCCACUAGACAUGCAAAUGUAAAAUAGAAGUGAAAAGCAGCAGCUGUAGGAAAUGCAAUUUAUUUGCAAUUUUUUAAUAACAUCAUUCCUCAGAUAAAAAUGCAAUGUUACAGGAAUAUACAUCAGAUAUUAAUUUAAAACUUGCUUUCAAGGGACCAUACAGUCUAAAUAUACUUUUUCCUUUUUUAUUUACUGGUAGCGUGCGUUAUAAGCAAGACAGACUCUGUCACCAAUGACAGACUGACAAGUUACAGAUACAAACUGUACAUUACUUAUUUACAAAUCAACUUUUUGUUUGGUUUUUCAUUUCACUUUUUAUUGAAAAUAGGAGUAGAAAAGUGAUUCAAUUAAUAUUCUGAUUUAUUUCAUUUAUUCUUUCUCCUAAAAUCUAAAAUGAAAUGAAUGAACAAAAAAGGAAAAAAAAAAAUCAGGAACUCUCCUUUAGAAAAAAGAAAGAAGAAGAAGGUGUGUCAAUUGUGAGACCACGCAGUCUUCACUAAGGAGACAAAUGAUUAACUGAGGAAACCAAAUGAUGCUGGGCCAGUGUCACUUAGCAACCUCAAUGAAAUCCCUCAGAAAGUCGAGAGGGAGUGGCUUAUGUUAAAGAACUCAGUUACAAAAUGGCCACCUGCCUCCAAAGCUACUGCAAGCACAAUAACACACUCUAGUUCAUUUUUUGACCAUAAAUAGUGCUGUUAUUACAUACUACAUUUAACAGUAGUGUCACUACUAAUAUUACAACAAAUUGGUCUCUGUGUGAACACCACUCUCCAAAAAUAGACUUAAGGAUUGAUGGUGGACUUCUCUCUGGCACAAAGGAACACAAACAAAUAAACAGCUCAGUCCUGUCAAAGGCCCUUUAACUCUUUGCAUGAAACUAAGACUAUGAGCAAGAUCAUAUGACUCUACUGACCUGUGGAGAACAUACAGCCAGUAAAUUUAAAAAAAACAAAACAAAAAAAAAAUCAACAGAAAAGCCUAUGUUAAACACUAUUUUAUAUGAAGCUGUGGAUCCCCUGCCGGGCCCAGGCUGACAAAAGGCUAGGAACACCCUGCCUGGAUAGAAAGUUUAAUUUAACACCUGCAUGCUGUUAAAGAGGUGUUUCCACACCAGCAACAAAUAACUCGCAGAUGCUGAUAAUGUGCAUGGCACAGACCUUCUCCUGCAUUUGCACACCCAGACAAACAUACGCUAUUUGUUUGCUUUGUUGUUUUCUUUGUGGUCAAAUGUGACUUUCUUAGCAAGAUAAAACCACAUGGAGUCAAGAUUUGUGAAGAUCUACUCUGUCAGCAAAGAGUUAAACCCAGUCAAAAGCCAAGCUAGCAGACUAAAAUUAAAACAUCUCCAAUUACAGCUGCUAAAAAGGAAAAUAUCCAAACAAAGACCAGUAGCCUAAAUGUAACUUUAGAAUAUUAAAUGUGGAUUUUUCAGACACCAGUAAGAGCAUCAGUGCAUCCUGCAGUCAAGGGAUGACAGUGUAAAAAUUAUCAUUCAUGGUGCAAUGUAAAGUAGCUCUUUUCAGUAAAAUUAGAGAGGAGAAGGAGAUGCAGAGAGGCAGAGACAUUCAUGGUUCCAGUGAGGAUGAGCUGCUUUAACACCAGAACCACCAACAGAAAGUCUGCAUCAUAAAGCUGCUGCCACACCUCUAGAGCUGAUAGCUGAAGUAAUAUGCUGAAGAAAGUCACUGUUAGAAACACUAGGUGGUACAGAAAACUCUUCUUCCCAGUCAACAAGCUGUGGGUGCAGCAUUCUUCUCCAAAAUGGCAUUUUUAUAUGUGCAAAUAGGGAUCGCCUUUAUUAUUUAGAAUUCAAGUAAGUGUAUGAAUAACAAUAAGAGAAGGAAUGAGUGAAACACGAGGCUUUCAAGGUCUUUACAAUACUAACAGUCGUCAUAAUGUUCACACGGGGUACUGCUGUAGGCGCUGCUACACAACGGGUACCCCAGAAGUUAUUUCUAAAUCUACUGGGCAAGCAAACCUCAUCCAGGCUACUGUCUGGUUCAUUUUAGGACUCACUAGGCCCAAAACAAAAGAAGGGUGUUACAGAUAAGUUCUAUUUUUAUUCCUCACAAAUCAAAAUUUCCCAAGACUGAGUGGCGACAACUUUGCAUGAGUGUGUGAAAAUUGUCAUGCAUGAACAUCCUAUAAGAAAAGCUGAGCUACUAUGUGAGCCAGUAUAGAACAACAAUAUGCAAAGGGUGGGUUAACUUUCAUUUUAGUGCUGGAAUUAGUUUGCCUUUAAAAUCCAUUCAAUUACAUCUAAUUGUUUGCAUUUUCCAUGCUGUAAAUUGAACAUGUAAAAUCCUUUUAAAUCAUCAGUGUGCUACUUGGUUUCAUGAUCCUAAUUAAUCCAUCAAGAGUCUAAUUUUACAGAAGCAUCUGCUUUGUGUCACCCUUAUUUAAUAAAAUGCACUACUGUUAACUUUAAACGUCUAAUCAGAUAACUGGAAUCUCAAUGCAUGUGCUAAAUUCUGUUACUUCUAAAAUCCUGCUGCUGCAUUGGCAGCAAACACACAAAGGCAAAUCUUCACAAAAAGGAAGCUUCUCAGUGUUUUUUCAAGCCUGAAGCAAACAUUCAACUGAUGGUAAAGCCAAUAAAGCAUUUGCCCUCUGGGUCUAAUGCUGAAAAUGCCAGCAUGUGUGGAGGUAAACAGUAUGGCACCUCAGAGAACAGGCAUUCUUCUGAUCCUCUGCAAAAUCUAGCUCCAACCUAUCAUUUAACAUCAUUUGGAUAGCUUUUAUGUAUAAUAUCUAAACUAGAAGACACUUGCAAUAUAAACUUAUAUUUCACAAUAUAGUCCCUCUUUCACUUUCUUCUCAAAUGUCCAAAGCUUUCAUCAACAUCAGUGACAUCACAAUAGCAUCUGUGCAACAGAAAAACAGAGGCGAUCCUCUUUUGUCUCCCCUGAACAGACUUUAUAUUCUAAAUAAAUUUAAUUCAGUUAAUUAGAAUCUUACAGCAGGCUGUACUGAUUUGACCUACCAUAAAAGAAAAUAAAUCUGUAUUCAAAAUAGUCCUCUUAAAAUAUGUUUGUCAGAAUCAAACAAUGAUCAAGAAUCACUUCAAUUUACAAGAAAAUAUAAUGUACAUCUGCUGCAAUGAUAGAGGAGCUUUGAGGAACCAAGACAGGGAAAACAACAAGACUCCUGCUGUUCAGUUCCAUGCUCUUUCAAAUGAAUGUCACCGCUAUCGGUAAAUAGUUUCAACACACAACUCUCAUACCUUUAAAAUGUGCAUAAAAUACAAUUUUUGUUAAAGUAUUAACUUGUUAAAACUGGGCAGCUCAAAUCAUGUAAAGCAGCACUUCUUCAUUAUCAAAAUAUUAGACUUUUUUUUGUUAUUUUGUGAGUCCUUGCUGUGAAGUGACAUCAAAGUUGUUGGCCAAACGUUACACUACUUUUUGACUUCCUACUCUGCGUCCAACUCUGCAGAUGAAUGAAUUUCUCUACACACAUCAGGUCUUCCAAAUCCUUUACUUGGAAGAAAAAGCAAAGCUACAUGAUUUCCAAAGCAUAGAGAGCUUAAAUAAUGUUUUCAAAAAGUGUACAGUGUAUGUGUAUGUAUAUCGCUGAUGCAAUGCUAGUUAAAGAGAGACAGGUCUCUCAGUGCUACAGUAGGAAAAUGUCCAGACUUUGACCUGCAAAGACAGGUUGCUGGUAGGUUUAAUGUCUUUCAGCUCAUUUUACAAAACAGAAAACAAACACAAGAAAACAGAUUUUGAAUCUCUCUCUUGAUUAACAUUUAAACUAAAUAUCAAGGUUUGAAAAUUGUCUAGAGAAAAGUAUUGAUUUCUACAACAUAGUGGCAUUACAAGCUGAACAAAUAAAUGUUUACUUCUGGGUCACAUCUGUGGUAAGUCCAGUUGUCUUAGCUGCAGUUAAGAUGAUUAAAAAUAAAAACUGUUAGUUGUUUUCUGCAGCUGAGGGUCUUUAUAUAUAGUCUUAUUUGUUUUUACUGAAAAGCCAUAUAGUCUGGGAAUCAUCCUAACCUUCUAAAAGCCCGUUGGGUACAUACCAUCAGUUACAACAUCCAAGGUUUCUUGCUUAAUAAAUACAAUUACAUUAUUCCCUGCUGGAUCCUUUUGGUCAGAAGUGGGACUUUGUUCAGUAAAUUCACACUCAGUUUCAUAACCAUGAUUAACUACAUUCCCAAAUAAGUGUCGUGCCAUUUUCCUUACUCUAACAUUCUGGUGAUUAAAUAUGAUAUAAUCAUAUAUAUCUUGCUAUAUAAUGGUAUAUAAAAAUAUACAAUCAUUGGCUAGUGGUGAGACAAAAGAUCAUUCACACAGAACCAAAAUGUUAUACCUCUAGAGAAACCCAUGCACAUACUGUAACACAUUUGGAAAUGUAAUUCAUCAUGUCAGAACGUAGAACACUCUGAAAUCCAAACAUGAUAAAAUAAAACUCUCUACAUUCCCCAAAAUACUAUUCAUCCAACAUUCCGGCUUCUCAUUGUCAACGAGCGCCAACUAGAUUGUCAUCCGUCUUCCAGAAACCAGGUCUUUGUUCUCUGUCUCUGCUUUCUCUCGAGGAAAUUACUUAGAAUUUGGAUGGCACCUUUUGAGGCAGAGGGGAGUGAUUUUACUUUAACCGGCUGUAGGUGGGGAUCCAGGAAAGCAGCAUGCACAGCAGCAGCUAAUCAGCCUGAUAAAGUGGCUACUCACAGGUACACAAACCUCUCUUGCUGCAGACAUUGUGACUUAUGUAAGUGUAAUUAACAUAAUUAAUAACAACUACAUUCCGUUCAAUGGUUCCAGCUCCAAAGCUGUGCUUUGAUACAAACUAAGUUUACUGGGACAUCAUAGGAAUGGAAAGUCAUAAGGUACACUUUUUACUGCUAAUUUGUCCACAUCUCAAGGACCACACUGGCAGGAUGGACAAAAAGCAUCCUGCUACUGUGUUUCAAUUCCAUAUCACAUACUAACUAUAUACAAAUACCAAUCCUAGUGUACAGGAAAUUGUGUAAUACAUGCACUGUCCAAAGUGUAUUAAACUGUGAUUUAAAAAUAACUAUAAUUUGAACUUUGCAGAGGAAAGAUUUUCAUUGUUGUAUUCUGGAGCCAUCUCAGAAACUGUAAUUGGCUUUAAAGGGUUAUUCCACAGAUUUUACACAGAGUCAGGUUUACUCACCAUGAGAUGCACAUGGGGGAUCUUUGGCAUGAUGAUGUCAUAGUGAUGUCAACAGGGUUCUCUCAGAUUGGGCAGGCAUGACCUAUAGAAAAGGUGCUAUGGUGCAUAAUGGGAAAUUUGGAGUUUGCCCCAUACUGGGAACUAAACUUAAUAACAUAUAGGCCUCUGUUGAAUCAGUAUGAGUUCUUCAAUACUAAAACAGCCGGGAG
Molecule: messenger RNA, 7858 nt
Organism: Monopterus albus (swamp eel)
Lineage: Eukaryota; Metazoa; Chordata; Actinopteri; Synbranchiformes; Synbranchidae
Product: zinc finger protein 699-like
Exons: 9
Coding region: 98-1993 (631 amino acids)
Biological process (GO): telomere capping; regulation of transcription by RNA polymerase II; regulation of telomere maintenance via telomere lengthening
Cellular component (GO): shelterin complex
Molecular function (GO): RNA polymerase II cis-regulatory region sequence-specific DNA binding; DNA-binding transcription factor activity; telomeric repeat DNA binding
Source: RefSeq, a predicted model, not a curated record